This is a messenger RNA of Culicoides brevitarsis, 789 nucleotides long. RefSeq names its product histone deacetylase complex subunit SAP30 homolog (gene Sap30). NCBI's taxonomy places the organism in Eukaryota, Metazoa, Arthropoda, Insecta, Diptera, Ceratopogonidae. The transcript is spliced from 5 exons. Gene Ontology annotation, molecular function: protein binding; transcription coregulator activity. The coding region runs from base 147 to 671 and encodes 174 amino acids. Gene Ontology annotation, cellular component: histone deacetylase complex. The record is from RefSeq and is a predicted model, not a curated record. Gene Ontology annotation, biological process: regulation of DNA-templated transcription.
AUGUAUUGGAUAUUAGGGUAAAUAAAUGGUACGUAAUAUACGUAACAUUGUUUGGACGCUUUCAACCCUGGAAUUCAUAAAUUAAAUAGCAUUAGCCAAUCAAAAUAAUUAAAUUGAAUUAUUAAUUGAAUAUUAAUAAAAAAAAAAUGAAUAAUGGACGCUAUUCAGAAAACUCCGAAGAUGACUCCAAAAGUCAAUGUUGUUUAAUUGAUGAAAAUGGUAUUAGAUGCAAAAAAAUCUCUGGAAAUGCUGCAUAUUCGAAAAGAAUUCAAAAGACAGUUGCUCAAAAAAAGUUAAGGCUCUCUAUUGAUAGUCAGGCACGGCAUUUGUACAUAUGUGACUCACACAAAGCAAAAAUUCAAUCAGCUAGGACAAAAAAGCGUCGUAAAGAUAGUGAAGAUGAUAGUAACGAAACAGAUACCACAGAUUAUCCAGAUGUUGACUUGUAUUCACUGCAAGUUGCUGCUCUCCGACGCUAUAAGAAAAUGUACAAAAUUCCUACUAGGCCUGGAAUGAACAAAGCCCAAUUAGCGGAUACAAUAAUGAAACAUUUCAAAACAUUGGCAGUAAAGGAGAAAGAAACGUUGACCUAUUUCAUUUACAUGGUUAAAACAAACGCUAAUAAGCUUGAGCAAAAAAAUGGUAUAAGUAACUACGGCGAUGCAAUUUAAAAUGAAGGAACCUCGUUUGAAAUUAUUUAAACAUUUUUUUGCAUAAUAAUUAAUGAUACACUAAAUAAUGUAGAUACAAAAUAAAUAUUUAUAAUAAUUACGAGUUUCAAGAAUUUUU